This is a messenger RNA of Diabrotica virgifera virgifera (western corn rootworm), 1794 nucleotides long. It is a transcript of the gene GluClalpha, whose product is annotated as glutamate-gated chloride channel. Gene Ontology annotation, cellular component: neuron projection; membrane; synapse. The transcript has 9 exons. The record is from RefSeq and is a predicted model, not a curated record. Gene Ontology annotation, biological process: regulation of membrane potential; nervous system process; signal transduction. NCBI's taxonomy places the organism in Eukaryota, Metazoa, Arthropoda, Insecta, Coleoptera, Chrysomelidae. Gene Ontology annotation, molecular function: chloride channel activity; transmembrane signaling receptor activity; extracellular ligand-gated monoatomic ion channel activity. Bases 315 to 1685 code for a protein of 456 amino acids.
AGGAUUCGAUCGCCGGCGCAGACUAGUAACAAACGAUCAAUAUAAGCUCUCCUCCCCACGUCGCAACCUCGCCUCUAGCAGUUCCGAGUUUCCAACACGAGCGGCGUCUGAUAGUAAUAGCAAUAGCAGUCAUUAUAUUCUCAACACUGGUAAGGUCCGGACCGAGCUGUGAACUGUGAAUGUUGGUGUUUGACACAUACCUAACCUAUGUUUUUCUUGGACUUUAAAAUUUUUGGUGAAUUAAAUUUCACCUAAUUUUGUGUUGGCUUUCUAAGAACCAAGUUUUAAUUUUUUAUUUUUUUGUUUUCCAAGUGAUGAUAAUUGAUGCAAUGAGAGUUCACACCCUUUUUGCACUUUUUAUUCAUGUGACACAUUUUUCCUUUUGUAUAAAUGUCAAAAUCAACUUUAGAGAAAAAGAGAAAGAAGUACUGGAUCAAAUACUUGGACCAGGUCGCUACGACGCCCGAAUUCGUCCAUCUGGUGUAAACGGCACAGUAGGACGGACGGACGGGCCGACCAUAGUAAACAUCAACUUCUUUCUACGUUCUAUCAGCAAAAUAGACGAUUAUAAAAUGGAAUACAGUGUUCAACUUACAUUUCGGGAGCAGUGGUUAGACGAGAGGCUCAAGUUUAACGAUUUUGGAGGACGGUUAAAAUAUUUAACGCUCACAGAGGCAAACAGGGUCUGGAUGCCGGAUCUGUUUUUCUCAAACGAAAAAGAGGGCCAUUUUCACAAUAUCAUCAUGCCAAAUGUCUACAUUCGCAUUUUUCCUACUGGAUCAGUAUUAUAUAGUAUAAGAAUUUCGCUCACACUUUCAUGUCCAAUGAACCUGAAGUUAUACCCAUUGGAUAGACAAAUAUGUUCCUUACGAAUGGCCAGUUAUGGAUGGACUACAGAUGAUCUGGUCUUCCUAUGGAAGCAGGGUGAUCCUGUACAAGUAGUUAAGAAUUUACAUUUACCAAGAUUUACUUUAGAAAAAUUUUUAACUGACUAUUGUAACAGUAAAACAAAUACAGGUGAAUACAGUUGUUUGAAAGUAGAUCUACUAUUCAAGCGAGAGUUUAGUUACUAUUUAAUCCAAAUUUACAUACCCUGUUGUAUGCUUGUGAUAGUAUCUUGGGUAUCCUUCUGGUUAGACCAAGGAGCUGUACCAGCUCGUGUAUCAUUAGGUGUUACCACCCUUUUGACCAUGGCGACCCAAACCUCGGGUAUCAAUGCCUCCCUGCCACCGGUCUCCUACACAAAAGCCAUAGAUGUUUGGACAGGAGUUUGCCUAACAUUCGUAUUUGGAGCACUUUUAGAAUUUGCACUUGUAAAUUACGCUUCUCGAUCAGAUAUGCACAGAGAAAAUAUGAAGAAACAAAGAAGGCAAUGUGAACUUGAACAUGCUGCUUCCUUGGAUGCUACUUCUGAUCUUAUUGACACGGAGAGCAACGCCACGUUUGCAAUGAAACCCCUAGUGCGACAUCCUGCAGAUCCCAUGAGUUUAGAGAAAGUCCGCCAGUGUGAAAUCCACAUGCAGCCCACACGCCCCAAUUGUUGUAGAUCGUGGUUGUCCAAAUUCCCCACCAGGUCAAAACGCAUCGACGUUAUCUCGAGAAUAACCUUCCCCUUAGUGUUCGCAUUGUUCAAUGUUAUAUAUUGGUCAACAUACCUGUUCAGAGAAGAAGCCGAAGAAUCCUAAACUUCACUAAAACAUUAAUUAUUGUGAUUUUUCAUAAGUGUAAAUAUAUCAGUUACAAACAAAUUGUACAUUAUUAUAAAUUUGUAAAAAGAAAUAUGUAGUUGUAGUA